Molecule: messenger RNA, 782 nt
Organism: Pyricularia oryzae 70-15
Lineage: Eukaryota; Fungi; Ascomycota; Sordariomycetes; Magnaporthales; Pyriculariaceae
Exons: 3
Coding region: 1-423 (140 amino acids)
Source: RefSeq, a predicted model, not a curated record
AUGGAUCAUGACUACCCAAACUGCUGGGGCUACGUCUUUUUGUUGUCGCACUUUCUACGGUCCCGAGGAAGGCAAAAGAAAAAGGCCCUCGACCCUACACCCAACGAUAUGCUGUGGUCCCGCCACUACAACAUCGUAAUUGAGGACCCGGAGCUCGCCGGCGCCACCGCCGGGAACGUCGGCUACCGUUUCGAAGACUGGGCGAAUGAGCACAUGCGUCUAGAUCAGCGUGCCCGCCGGUGCUUCGUCAAACUUGUUACUGGUGGACACCUCGAUGAAGAAGAAAGGCCCUGGUACUUCCUCGUGGAAAUGCACGAGCUGUGGGACCUGUGGUUCCCCGCCGGUAACAUUGAAUUUUCUGAAAUUGUGUGGCGUAGCAAGAUUGAUGAUCAGUAUGUCUUCUAUGGCCUUGAAGACGGUUAGUUCCUGUGCUGCCCACGGGGGGACGGGUGACGACCACUGGCAUAGGUGCGGUGGCUCUAUAAAUAUGGUAAGUACUUCCAGGUAUAUAGGCCCCAGGACUGAUUCACUUGAUAGCGGAGGCUAGGUACUUAGGUCUUAUUGCACUAUUUUGCUUGCGCCUCCCUUGAGGUGUGCAGAUUUAUGAAGCAGAUCUUGUGUGUCCCCAUUACCGAUAUAAAAGCAGUGCGAACGAUGUGGAUGGUAUUCGAAUGAAUGCCCCUCGUUGUAGCAGUCUCCGUGAACCAAACUGCCUGCCUCCUUUGCACAAAGAGUCAGCACGGGGUAUUCCAGACCGCAUACACCAUUAAACCGCCCUUCAC